GUCAAAAAACUAAAUGUCAAAAAUAAGUGAACGCCAAACGCCGGUGAUUUGAGAAAAAUUGCAAAUACGGAUAGAAAAAGUUUAUAAAUACACCCGAAUAUUUCAAAAUGAGUGCCGGCAAUAUGUUAUAUGGCGGUGAUGAAAUCGGUGCACUUGUUUUCGACCCCGGUCAUCACUCUUUGCGCGUGGGUUACGCACAAGAGGAUACCCCAAAGGCAGAGAUUCCCUCUGUAGUUGGGGUAGCACCUUCUGCAUCGGAUACAAAUAUGGAUAUGGAAACAAAAUCGGACAACAAUAUAACGCAGAAUAAUGCAGACACCCGCAAAUAUUAUGUGGAUACUACAUAUGUGAAUGUACCGCGAACACAAAUGGAGAUACAAACCUAUAUGAAAGAUGGUAUGAUCGACAACUGGGAUUUGUUCGAAAAAGUUAUUGACUACACCUAUGCCAAGGUCAUACAAUCGGAACCCGAGUAUCACCCUGUAUUGUUUUCAGAAGCCUCAUGGAAUGUGCGCAACAAUCGCGAAAAAUUGACUGAACUUAUGUUCGAAAAAUAUAAUGUGCCAGCUUUCUAUUUGGUAAAAAAUGCAGUUUUGGCAGCAUUCUCCAGCGGUCGUGCAACUGCAUUGGUAGUAGAUAGCGGCGCAACUCAUACUUCCGCAGUGCCCGUGCACGAGGGUUAUGUUCUUUCUCAGGCAGUUGUAAAAUCACCACUCGGUGGUGACUACCUAUCAAUGCAGUGUCGGCAGCACCUUGAAAAACAGGGUAUUGAUUUAUCGCCCGCAUACAAAAUCGCGUCAAAAGAUGUGGUUAAAGAACGUGAUACUGCUCGUUUCACGCUGCGAAAAUUACCCGAAAACUUAACUCAGUCUUGGCAGAAUUAUAUGCUUAAAUCACUUCUGCAAGAUUUUCAAAUGAAUAUAUUACAAGUAUUGGAGAAUCCAUAUGACGAGCGCGUGGCUGCACAAAUACCGAGCGUACACUAUGAAUUCCCUAAUGGUUACCACCAGGAAUUCGGUUCAGAGCGUUUUAAGUUGGCAGAAAGUUUAUUUGAUCACGCCAUGCUCGGAGCAGGUCAAUUGGCUUCCACAAGCGUAGGUAUGUGUGAUGCAGAUGUGCGAUUAUCGCUUUUCGGCUCUGUCGUAGUAACUGGAGGCAAUACGCUAUUGCAAGGAUUUCCAGAGCGGCUUAAUCGUGACUUACAGCUCCGUGCACCAUCCAACACACGUUUGAAAAUGAUUUCCGCGAACGGUAGUGUGGAGCGUCGCUUUGGCGCUUGGAUCGGUGGAUCGAUUUUGGCCAGUAUUGGUACAUUCCAACAAAUGUGGAUCUCGUCGCAAGAGUAUGAAGAGUCUGGCAAAGGUCAAGUGGAACGUAAAUGCCCAUAAAUGACGAAUGUAUGGACACGAUAUCAAGCCAAUAACUAUUUUAUAUUCAAAGAUAAAUACUAAAAUUAAUGUUAUAAAUUAAAACUA
Anastrepha ludens (Mexican fruit fly) is the source of this 1475-nucleotide messenger RNA. It is a transcript of the gene Bap55, whose product is annotated as actin-like protein 6B. Gene Ontology annotation, molecular function: chromatin binding. Gene Ontology annotation, cellular component: NuA4 histone acetyltransferase complex; SWI/SNF complex. Lineage: Eukaryota; Metazoa; Arthropoda; Insecta; Diptera; Tephritidae. The transcript has 2 exons. The record is from RefSeq and is a predicted model, not a curated record. Gene Ontology annotation, biological process: nervous system development; regulation of transcription by RNA polymerase II. Bases 108 to 1388 code for a protein of 426 amino acids.